Messenger RNA from Gadus chalcogrammus (walleye pollock), 2102 nucleotides. It is a transcript of the gene c1qbp, whose product is annotated as complement component 1, q subcomponent binding protein. Gene Ontology annotation, biological process: cytosolic ribosome assembly. Bases 142 to 1014 code for a protein of 290 amino acids. Gene Ontology annotation, cellular component: mitochondrial matrix. The record is from RefSeq and is a predicted model, not a curated record. Lineage: Eukaryota; Metazoa; Chordata; Actinopteri; Gadiformes; Gadidae. The transcript has 6 exons.
GGAGGUCAAUGUGUCCUUCCACUUCCACACGUGUUAUCUGUCAGCCGGAAAAGCGUACUGUAGGGGAGCUAGUUGCCGGUUGUCUUUUAGUCGUGCACACAUUACUUUUGUAGUAACGCUGCUUCUUAUAUAUAUAUAAUCAUGUUAAAGUCACUUUGCCGUGCUGUCGGAACGGCUGUUCGAAUUUCCACAAUAACGACUUCCACCAGCCGAGCUCUACCACUCUCCACCCCGACGCUAUGCACCCCAAGUUCGGCAACGAGCCGGCCUUUUACCCGGUCUCUGUGGAUGAUGAAUAACAAGGGAGCCUCUUCUGGAUAUCGGCCCAAACUAUUCAGCUCCAGAGUAUUGAGUCCAUCUGUGUCCUGUGGAUGUGGAGCACUUCAUACAGAAGGCGACAAGGCAUUUGGCGAUUUUUUGUCGGAUGAAAUCAAAGAGGAGAGGAAAAUCCAGAAAAGCAAAACCCUUCCUAAAAUGUCCGGUGGAUGGGAGCUGGAGUCGAACGGAGCAGAGGUCAAACUUAGCAGGAGUGUGUCUGGAGAAAAGAUCAUUGUGACAUUCAACGUGAACAACAGCAUUCCCCCGAACUUCGAGGAGGAGGCUGAGACGGGGCAACAGCAGCAGAAGGGAGAGGAGGAGCAAGAUAUUGUGUCUACGCCAAACUUUGUUGUGGAAGUAACGAAACAAGAGGCAGCAAAGACUUCCUUGGUGUUUGACUGCCACUUCCCCGAAGAUGAGAUUGCUCACGGGGAGGGCGAGGAGGAGAGUGACAUUUUUGCCAUCCGUGAGGUCAGUUUUCAGCCCGAGGGAGACGCCGAUUGGAAAGAGACCAGCUACACCCUCAGCACAGAUUCUCUGGACUGGGCCCUCUACGACCACCUCAUGGACUUCCUGGCCGACAGGGGAGUGGACAACACGUUUGCCGAUGAGUUGAUGGAGCUCAGCACUGCCAUGGAGCAUCAGGAGUACAUCAAAUUCUUGGAAGACCUCGGUAGCUUCGUAAAAUGCAAAUAAUUGAUUGGAAAGAAACAACCUGAUGCUACUGAAAUGGCCGUCUGUCGCACUAGUGUCUGACUGCGUCACCCGUCUGCAACUGUUCCUGUAAUGUGUUUGUUCUUGCCUGUAAGGCAAUUGAAGUUUGUAUUUGAGAGCCAUGUAAAUAUUUAAGUUGGUAAAAUGUUAAAAAUGAAGCUUAGCUUUAUUUUAGGACGCGUGUUAUUUCUAGGGUCUCGGACAGUGCAUACACAUUUAUAGGAACACAACUUUUGUAAUCCUUAAAGAAAAGCAGAGAUCAUGUUGGUUAAGAUGUAAAAACAUCCCAUUUAGUUCCCACUUCUUCUGUUUACAUUGCCCUGUAGUCCAGGUUUUACAGCUUAUUCACAUCAAUCGUAAUAACAUCUCUUCAUGCUAUGUGUUCCUUUGGAAAUGAUUGGGCUUUCUUGGACCGUAUAUAGAGAUGACACAACUUCUAUCUGAUUGGUCUCUGUCCAGAAAACAAAUGAGAUCUGUCUAAUAAAAAAUAUUUCAUAUAGAUUACUUUUAUUUUUGCUUGGUUUUAAUAGGCAACUGUAUUAAUUUAAGUACUGUAGUAAUCCAUUUGUUUUCUAUAGCACUUUCUUGGCACCUAAAGACGCUUUACAGGAGCACAUAAAACAAAGAUACAAACAUCCCCUCCAAAUGGUCUUGCAGUAUGGCUCCAAGGUACUUUACUGGAAUUGAUUUACUUUAUGUCCAAGAAAAGGUGGACUUUGCAUCUUUUACGAAGGGCUCAUAUCAAUAGACCGUAUGCAAAGUAAAAUAAAAGUUAUUUGUUUCUUAAAUUAUGUAAUACAUAAAUCAUUUACAUAACCUGUUAUUCAAAUGUGUAUUUGCUGUUCUUGCAUACAAUAACAGACGGGACAUUAUCUGAUAUGAUGUAUUCUAAAUAUGGAAAUCUCAAAGAAAAUUAGUGAUCGAGAAAUUAUGGAAAUCCAGUUGAAGGUGCCACUAAUGUAGGCCUACCUUCCACGCCGCCCAUUAUUAUUCUGGGCUUUCACGCAGAACAGACAUUUUAUUGCACAACCGGCUAGCCUACUAGCCCGAGAUCAAAAAUAAAUAAUGAA